Molecule: messenger RNA, 459 nt
Organism: Effrenium voratum
Lineage: Eukaryota; Dinophyceae; Suessiales; Symbiodiniaceae
Source: the annotation of a GenBank genome assembly
AUGACCACAAAGUACUCCUACAAGAUGGGCGCCGACCGCGGCAAGCUGGAGAAGUCCGGCACUGGGGAGAUGAGGCCCCAUCCGCUUUACGAGGCCAUGGUGGAGAUGCAGGGCGAGGUCACGUGCGUCGAGGAGGCGCUUCAGGAAACCGACGAGGCGGCCCUGCAGGUGCCUCUGGAUGAGGCGAACGGCCUCCCUGCUCCACUCUUCUAUGCCGUGGGCAAGCUGAAGAGCCCGGGGGUGGUGAAGCUGUUGCUCCAGAGCAAGGCGAACCCAUCGGCGCGCUUCCUCCAGAGCAAGCCCUGGGAGAUCUUCGAGAAGGGCUACACACCGCUGCAGGCGGUCAUGAACAACCAGAGCCGCGGGGACAUCCGCAUGCAGGCCCUGGGCGACAUCCUGCGUCAGUCGGAGGACAAGCUGGAUAGGUUCGAGAGCGAGCUGCCGAUGCCGCCGGCUUAG